Pieris napi is the source of this 3920-nucleotide messenger RNA. It is a transcript of the gene FNSI, whose product is annotated as 2-oxoglutarate-dependent dioxygenase htyE-like. The record is from RefSeq and is a predicted model, not a curated record. Gene Ontology annotation, molecular function: dioxygenase activity. The transcript is spliced from 7 exons. NCBI's taxonomy places the organism in Eukaryota, Metazoa, Arthropoda, Insecta, Lepidoptera, Pieridae. The coding region runs from base 593 to 1618 and encodes 341 amino acids.
GCGUACACACUACACGCUCGUGGCGAGUCAGUACCAUUUCGAUCGUUGAGCAGUUCUCACGUUGCCACGCUACACUUUCUAAAGUCUUGUAUUGGGCGGAGUGAUUUCGACACGCUAUACGGUUACGAAAGUUUGCGCGAUGAUAUACAAGUGAGAGCUAACGGCCGGAGGGUAACGCUCAUCGCGCACGGUGAGCUAGUUUAGACCAAAAGACAUUCGAAACUCGCAAGGGACGGGGGGGCGCGACGCCGUCAGACACGCGGGUGCAACAUCCUUACACAUUUAUUGUGAGAGAACUAUAGAAACCAAUUUUUAAUGUGUCAAGUCAGUAUAGCUCAUUGCUGCUACGUCAGAUCGCUUAACGCCUCAAGUAGGAACUACAAGGUUAUGCAAAUGAGUUCUGAACGCUUCUAUACCAGGGGUAAUCAAAAGACCAUUCACAACUUUAAUAAACUUUAACGUACGGUUUCGUAUAGCCUAGUGUCAUAGCCUAUCCUUCUGUUAUCGUUUUGUCACGAUCGCUAAUUGCUAAUUACCGAGGAGUGUGAUAAGGCGCUUGUGUUAAGUGUUCGGCGAGCGACAAGCGGCAAUUAUGGCGAGCCCUCAGGAGGAGACCCUGCUUGCGCGCUGCGAAAUUCCCAUUAUUGACUUAGCACACAUAGGAACGGAAAUAUGUCCUAUGAAAUCAGUGGUACGUCGCAUUGGCCAGCAACUGUUUGCCGCCCUUAGUACUAAGGGCCUAGCAUUGCUUGUCAACCACGGCAUCGCUGAGGAGAAGCUAAAAGCAGUGUAUGCUGAUUUAGAUAACUUCUGCGCUCUACCAGAAGGAUGUCAAGCUCAGUACUUACGCAAUCCUGUCAACAAGCACGGUUACGUUCGUCCGGGAACCGAACAAUUCGAUGAAACUAAAAAGGAAUUACGUCACUCGUUCAACAUCACGACUCUGUCUGCCGCCGCGAUGCCUGCGCAGGAGGAGGUGCCAGACUUCCCCUCUCACACCUUUCCCCUCGCACACGACCUCACCAACCUGUCUAGAGUGUUGCUACAGGCCUUGGCUUCUGUUUUCGGUCUUCCACCAUCCGCUUUGUUGGCCUCUCACUCGGGUAUGCUGCAGAGCGAUGGACGCAACCCCUCAUGCAUGCAGCUUCUCUACUAUCCCCCAGUGCCCCCUGAAGAUAAGGGACCGUGCUGUCAUGAUGCUAUCGCCUACACCCGUUGUGGAGCGCAUAGCGACAGAUGUACUUUCACUCUGGUAGCACAGGAUUCAGAAGGAGGACUCGAGGUAAAAUUGAAUGGAAGUGAGAAAUGGCAAGCUGUCGGACAUCUUCCUGGAGCCAUUCUUGUUCAGACUGGUGAACUACUCGGUAACUGGACUACAAAUUUGCUUCCGCCUUUGAUGCACCGCGUUGAGGUACCAUCUGGAAUGUACGCUCGAGCCCGCGGCCGCCAUUGCGUUGCGUUCUUCUGUCAUCCCGACAAGGAUGCGACAGUUCCCCCACUAAACAUUCCUCUUGCCCCGACUCCACCAGUUUGUGCUCCACCGCACAUUUCGCUCCACCAUCGUCUUCUAAACGCCGCUCAUCACAUACAAAAACGCUUUAGGGAAACGUACGCAUGACUAGCACGGAAUAGUGGAAAGAGUGCGUCAAGAAAAACCUUUGGUUAACUCUAACUGUUUUUGAUUUGCGCAAGUACUAGAAUUAAAUAAAGCUUUUAACGGAUAUAAACGUAAAUUUUACAUUUUUUAUUAUUUACUAUCGUUUUGUGCUUUUCAGCAAUCAUACACACAUUGACUGUAACAAAGUGUCGUAUAAAAUUAGCGUUUAUAUUUAUUUCUUUAAGAUUUAAAAAAAAUAUUUGCAUGUGUAUUAUUCAAAAUAUAUUACUGAGAUACGGCUGAAAAAUAAUAAAUAAACACCGAGCUACGCUUUCUAUAAAAAGCGCGACUUAGCAAUAAUUUAAAUUUUUACCUUGAACAUAUUAUUCAGUAAAACCGUUAUAAUUUAACUAAAUUUCAUGUCUUAACAAUGUUAAAUUAACCAAAGGAUAAUACAAGCCGAAUUUAUUCCCGAAUUUGAAGACGUACGUGCCGUCUUCAUUAGCGCAAUUUUUCCACUAUUACCGAUGCGUGUAAUAUCUGUUAAGGAGUUUUACGUGUUACAUACUUUAUAAUAGAAAAGGAGCUGUUUCUCAGGGAAUCAUCGAUAUUACCAUCGGAAACUGUCAUUUGCGAUAUCUAUGUUGACAGGUAUGUGUGGUAGGUAAAUGUUAAAAGAAUACAAACAAAAAUAAAACUUUAUUUUUAAUAUUUGACGCAUGACUUGGAAAUAUGUCAACGUGACAGUUGCAAUUUAAUGUUACUGAUGGGCAAUACAACAUAGUUAUAUUACACCUGGGUCCAAUAUCAAAUUUACAACUAUGACUACCAGGUGUAGAUUUUACUACAGAAUGUUAAUUUAUAAUAGUAAUGUGAGUUAAUACACGAUGCUGUUAUAUCAAUCAGAUAAAUAGCGUCCUGUCACUAUAAACAAGAAAGAUGCACAGACUACUUACAUUAUACUAAAUGGCACAGACUAUAUUGUAUUGUUUUUUUUGCUAUUCUUUCAAUAAUUAGCAAAAAGUAUUUGCUUUUCUUUAAAAUAUGAUUUGUGAAUGGCUGGUAUUUGAAUACAGAACGCAAGAGUAUUUUCUACAGUUGAAAUUUACGCAAUUGGUACGUACAAGUAUUAUUUUGUACUUACUUUGCUGUAAUGGUAGUCUCAUGUGGCAUUUUCCGUACUUAGAUUUACUUAUAAGCGAAAUGGCUCCGUAGUUAGUAGCAUUUAUUACUUGCCUAAAUUACAAUUAGGAUUGUGUUUAUCAUUCUCAACAUUAUUACGAGUGUAAGCUAUGUGUACUUAUUCUAAUUAUGUAUGGUGUUAUUUUUUAACGCGUUUUUAUAAGCUGUCUUACAAAAAAUAAUACUUAAUCUUUAAUUAUUAAAACACAAAAAUCGACGUAAGAAAAAAAUCGUUUUUGAAAUAACACCAUAAAAUCUUGUAUGUUGAUUAGUAGGGGGUUUUAAUAUAACGUUUUUUGACUUGUCUAUUUUUAUUGUAAGCUAGCAAUUAGCGACGUGAUUUAUUAUCUAUAUUUAAAUCUCUGUGUUUCACGUGUUCUUGCUUCAGCAUUUUUCUUUUUAUAUAUACUUUAUAUUUAUUUACUACUAGUAUUUUUAUCUAGCAAUGUAUGAUUAAUGUAGCUCAAUUUGCACUUAGCUUCAUAAAAUAGUUCAAUACAGAUAUACAAGGUUCUUUUGGCACUGAGAUAGACGAUGGUGGUAAAGUAAGCGAAAUGUAAGUUCGCCGGUUCCUGGCGCCUUAGGGUAAAAUUCAACGAGUCUUAGCUCCCACAAGCUGAGCUGACUCCCAUACGUCACAAAUGUAUUAGAUUUUGACAUACCGAAGUUAUGUCAAGUCGUUAGCCCGAAGACCCGUUUCUGAAUCUCCCCUAGACUUAUUAUCGCCAAUCAUUUUGAAAAAUAACAUGUUUCGCGUGCCCAAAAACUUGUAUAUCUUUAGUUACAAAAAGUUGACAACAAAAUUUAAUGUAAAAUCUACUUGCACUGCCAAACGUACUUAAGAAUGUUUAAAUUUUAAGCCACUUAAAUCGUAUGCUGGGAAAUAUGUUAUCCUUACAAGUAGAAUUAAUUCUUCAUUAUUUUCACCAUAAAUGGCCACAGGAUAAUUUCGUUGCACAAGUGCUUUGUUUAGCUUUUUUUUGGAGUUUUUUUAAUCCACUUAAACCGUUGAUAUUCGGUCAUAUGCGUAAUUUAUGGACCAAUGACAUACCUCUGUAGGUACAAUACUAUAUACUUAAUUGAAAUAAUCGAAAGUUUUUGAAAUUGUAUUUUAUUCAAUAAACGAUUAGAACAAAAAGUC